UGCCUUCGGGAAAAGCAUGUAGGAGUGUCCAAAACGGAGGGCAACUGUUGCAAAGCUUGUGUUCCGUUGCUCUCUUUCUUGCGUUGCAACUCUCGCGGGCUGAUCCGGUUGGGGUGCGCAGAGCAGAGCAGAGCAGAGCAGUGGGAAGUGGAGGUAGCAGUAGCAGCCGCCGCCGCAGCCGCCGCCUCUUCUGGACGAAAGUCGUAUCCUUCUCAUCAUGAUCGUGGCCGCAGCGGCGGACCGGAACAAGGAGCCCAUCCUGCGGGUGCUGAGGAACUACGUGAGCUCCAGCCAGCCGCAUUUCCAGGUGCUGGAAGUGGCUUCUGGCUCCGGGCAGCAUGCGGCCCAUUUCGCCCAAGCGCUGCCCAACGUGGUGUGGCAGCCCUCGGAUGUUGAACCGAAAUCCAUGGAGAGCAUCUCUGCCUUUACCAGGGCGCUCCGCCUCCCGAAUGUCAAACCGCCCAUUUACCUGGAUUCAUCCCAGAGCUGGGAGACGUGGGGUGGCUUGCUCCCAAACUCCCUGGAUCUCAUAGUCAACAUCAACAUGAUUCAUAUCUCGGAAAUGAGAUGCACCGAGGGCUUGUUCAAAGGAGCAGGAAAGCUGCUAAAACCCAAAGCGGUGAUGAUCACAUACGGGCCCUACGCCGUGAAUGGCUACAUCACCCCUCAGAGCAACGUGGACUUCGAUUGCAAGUUGAGGGAGAGAAAUCCUGCCUGGGGCCUCCGCGACACAACUCUACUGCAGCAACUCGCUGAGGCCAGUGGGAUGCAGUUGGAGAAGAUGGUCGACAUGCCGGCAAACAACAAGUGCCUUAUUUUCCGCAAGCAGUAAACCAGCCCACCGCCUUUCUGAGCAAAGGAGACCCCCAAAGAACAGCCUCUUCCAGCCAAAGCGUCGCCCCUGCCGUAACAUAAUUUGUUCAGCGUCCUCUGUCGUCCUCAGCUUGGCUUCUUGUUGCUUCCUCGGUCCUUGGGAGAAUUAAACUCCAGGCGUGUUUGGAUGACACCCCCCUUAGAAGAUUCGCACCUGGACAAGAGAAUUUUCACGAGGAGCAGAACUUCACUAAGGGUUCUGGCAAGGGUGGGGACAGCCCUUCCAGGCGUAGGUUUGGGAUACAUUGCGCCACUGCGAUGCGGUUGACACAGCUUCCUUGGUCCUGACAUCCUGCCUGCUUAGAGAUGCAAAACCUGAGUAGGGGGCACCUGCAUUGCCCCCACCCCCAACAUCUAUACCUGCCCCCUGGUGCCAGCCCCACCUGCUCUGAUCCUGCUUAUGCCACGUUGAGCAGCUGUGGGCAGCUUUGUCGCAUUUUCGCUUGUAGGGGAAUAGAUCCCUCUGCUUGAUUGGGCACCCUGAUAGAGCAGGACCAGGGAUAACGUUACCAGCAUGUGCGGCCCUAUAUCCCCUCCAUGGGUUUAGAUUCCUUGUUCAGCCUUAAUGCCUGACCAGGGUCUUUGUUUCUCAGGCGUCAUUAUAGCUGUAGCUUUGCUCCAUGGCCUGUUGAAAAGGGCCCCAGUGUUUAUUCACCCUGUACUGUGACUUGGAAGUGAGGGUGGGUGGGUAUCCGGGGAUGCUUAGCUCACAGUUUACACUCCUUCCCUAAAUAACGGAAGGUUUUGAUGCACAUCUAGAUGGAGAGAUGGAUUUGAUAGUUGGCAGUCCUUGUCCCGUCCUUUAUAGCUCUCCUCUUGGGAGAGACUGUUUCUCCUCCUGGCGCCAAAUUCUGCUGUCUCCCUUCUCCUCCCGCAGUCCUAAAAGCAAACUUUGCUACUGUACUGUGCCAACGGCCGGUCCGCUAUAGGGCUUCAAGCUCCUAGCAUCUUGUGCCUUCUGCUAUAUUCAUAUCAUCAGGCAGCUUAGCAAGGAGAGCAAGAGAGCGAGAAAAACCCAGUCGAUCUUUUGGAGAGACGGAAGAUAGAACGUCCCCCUGUCGUGACUAGUCUUCACACCAUGGGCAUUGCUGACAAUACAGUGCCCAUCAUAUUCAGAUAAACCACAUGGUACUGAGUUCCUGGGAUUGUAGAUGUGAGAUGGAUUGAGCAUUUCAUUAACCCCUCAUUAAAAUCUCCUUGCCUGUAGAAAACUAGCAUGUUGGGAAGAGGCUAUUGAUCUAAUCAAACCUCCCCAGCCUGCCAUUUCUGUUAGACUACCACUCCCAUCAUCCCCAGCCUCUCAUGGGCAAGAUCAUGAGAUCUCCCCAUCUGCAGACUGAGCUGCUGAAAACUGUACCCUGAGAGUUAUCUGCAUUGGGCACAUCAAAACUCUCUCUGGUCCUGUGGAAAUCCCUCUGCUGCCCUAAAGCAGGCUUCUCCUACCUGGUGCCCUCCAAAUAACAAUGGCCAGACUGGCUAAGGAUGAUGGAAGCUGUAGUCCAACGCAUUUGGAGGGUACUAGAUUGGGGAAGGCUGGUUUAGCAUGUUACAGUUGGGUCAGAGCCAUCAGUAACGUUGAAGACAAAUUUUUUAAAAACCAUUUAGCUUGUUUUUCCUGUGCCGUGUUUUGAGUGUUCUUCAAGAGAUGUAGCAAAACAGGUUCCCAACUGUGGGAUGAAAAAACUUGAAUAUGUCUUAAUUCUGUAUGUGCAGUAAUGGUGCCCUCUAGUGGUGAUCUGUAGAAUAGCACUGAUUUCUAGACUGGGUUGGAAGACGUGGGAUGAAUAAAAAAGGAUCUUGGCCAAGGAGUCCAGGUGGAGGUAAGCCUUGCAUAGGACUAUGCUGCAUUUGGGUGCAAAUAAAUAUAAUCUUCAGGCAA
Elgaria multicarinata webbii is the source of this 2752-nucleotide messenger RNA. It is a transcript of the gene METTL26, whose product is annotated as methyltransferase like 26. The transcript is spliced from 6 exons. The record is from RefSeq and is a predicted model, not a curated record. Bases 218 to 832 code for a protein of 204 amino acids. NCBI's taxonomy places the organism in Eukaryota, Metazoa, Chordata, Lepidosauria, Squamata, Anguidae.